Arachis duranensis is the source of this 1445-nucleotide messenger RNA. RefSeq lists its product as uncharacterized. The transcript has 2 exons. Bases 232 to 1305 code for a protein of 357 amino acids. NCBI's taxonomy places the organism in Eukaryota, Viridiplantae, Streptophyta, Magnoliopsida, Fabales, Fabaceae. Gene Ontology annotation, molecular function: S-adenosylmethionine-dependent methyltransferase activity. The record is from RefSeq and is a predicted model, not a curated record.
GAAGCACCAUUUUGAAAAGGAUCCAUACUAGACAAGCUCCUUCACUUACCAGAAGACUGCACAAAAAUGCCAGAGAAACACAGAUCAGCACCAGAUCAGAACCACAUCGCAGACGCAGAAAGCAGCAAAGAAUUCAUGAAUUUUCAGCCUUCACAAGUAAAGAAGAAGAAAAGAAGCACAUAUUAAUUUUCUUUUUCUUUUUGUUUUUUCAAAGAAAUAAAAGAAAGAGUGAUGGAUAGGGAAAUAGAGAGGUUCCUGAAGAGGCUAUCGUUCGUGGCCAUAGCAAUAGCAUCCACCACUCUCAUACUUCUCUUCCUCCAAACCCCCGACACGUGUGUCCCUUCCGACGCCCCACUCAAACCCCACCUUCGGUUCCCCAAAUCAACCUGCGAUUUUACCACGCGCAUCCACGCGCCGCUCCAUAAGAAGAACCAGCGCCUCUGGUCCACGCGUGACUGGAACUCCAAGGUCCAGUCCUUCUCCUCCGCCGUCUUCCUCCCGCUUCGCCGCCUCGGCAUCCUCGCCAACCACUCCAAGGUUCUCUGCGUCUCAGCCGGCGCCGGCCACGAGGUCGCCGCACUCUCCGGUUCCGGCGUCGAGGACGUCACCGGUGUGGAGCUCGUCGAUUCGCCGCCGCUCGUCCAGCGCGCUGAUCCGCACAACCUGCCGUUCUUCGACGGUGCGUUCGACCUCGCGUUCUCCGCAAGGCUGGAUGAGGCGCUGUUCCCGGCGAGGUUCGCGGCGGAGAUGGAGCGCACUGUCAGGUCCGGCGGUUCGUGUGUUGUCGCCGUCGCGGAGUGCGGGGACGAUGAGGUGAGGGAGGUCGUUGGUCUGUUCAGGAAAUCGAGGUCAGGUCAAAAUGGACCCGGCCUCGCCCAUGAACACCCCUACUGGCAGCUAAUCAAGCGAAUUUUGAGGUAUAUUAGUUGUACUUUGAGCUAUGGCUUACACUUACACAAGAAUAGCACACUUGAUCUUACAGCAUAUAGUGACUCCGAUUGGGGUGGAGACCCUGAUAAUAGAAAGUCCACCAGUGGUUUUUGUGUGUUCUUGGGCAAGAAUCUGGUUUUGUGGUCAUCCAAGAAGCAAAGUGUAGUGGCAAGGUCCAACACUAAGGCUGAGUAUCGGACCAUGUCAGACCUUGUAGCUGAGCUCAUUUGGGUGAAAAAUCUCCUAUGUGAGCUCAAGCAUCCUGUUUUUGAACUUCCAAUUAUUUACUGUGACAAUUUGAGUGUUAUGUUAUGGCUGCAAAUCCAAUACUUCACUCAAAGUCCAAGCGUUUUGAAACUGAUCUGCACUUUGUAAGGGUCUAUGUGACGAAAGGUAUAGUUAAGGUCAGUCAUGUUCCAGGCUAUGUUCAAAUGGCUGACGAUUUAACAAAAGCACUGCUUUCAGCGGCUUUUCUUCACUUUUGGUCAGCCCUUCAAAUUACAGAUGUAAAUGAU